GAUUUGCUGUAAUUAAAUUAUGAUAAAAAUGUGAUAAGUCAUUAUUGUUGGGAUUAGAUGGAGGAAUUUAGUUAUCAAGAUUAUUUAUUACUCUGUUAUCGAGCGAAAGAACCAACAGAACAAUGCAUGUGUAUUCAGUAAUAAUUGGUACACAUAACCUUUCAAACUCACUGAAAUGUCUGAGGAAUUUUCUUAGUAGGCAAAAGUUCAGUUCAAGAAAAUUCAGCAAUAUGUCUCAAAAAAUUAAUCAAAACAAGACUUAUAUAUCGGUAGAAAUACCUGAAGUUAAUACUGCUGCUGGAAAGGGUUUCACUAGAAUAUUCAGAAGAAAAAUAAAAACAGAAGGCACAGAUCCAUCAAUAAAUAAGUCACAAAUCAAAAGGUUAUUUUCACUAGCCAGACCUGAGAAAUGGAAACUAGCUGGUGCCAUAGGAUUCCUUCUAGUAUCCAGUACUGUUACAAUGUCUAUUCCAUUCAGUUUGGGAAAAGUAUUAGACAUCAUUUAUAAUACUAGUGAUAAUUAUGAUGAAGCAAAGAGUAAACUUAACAAAGUAUGUGGAGUAUUACUUUGUGUUUUUAUAUUAGGAGCAAUUUGUAAUUUUGGUAGAGUAUAUAUCAUGUCUACUGCUGGAUACAGAAUGACUAAUGCUCUCAGAAGACAAGUUUUCAGUUCUAUCCUUAAACAGGAACAAGGUUGGUUUGACAAAAGACCUACAGGUGAGUUGGUGAACAGGCUAUCAGCAGAUACCCAAAUUGUUGGUUCAGCUUUGUCUCAAAACAUCUCAGAUGGAUUACGCUCCUUAGUUAUGGUCUGUGCUGGAACUGGAAUGAUGUUUUAUAUGUCACCAGAACUUGCCUUGGUAGGUCUUGCAAUAGUACCACCAGUAGCUGGUAUAGCUGUGAUAUAUGGAAGAUUUGUUCGGAAUAUAUCAAGAAAGGUCCAAGAUUCAUUAGCUGAUUCCACAAAAGUGGCUGAAGAAAAAAUAUCAAGUAUACGUACUGUAAAGUCUUUUGGUCAAGAGCCUAGGGAGAUAGAGUGCUAUAACAAAUCAAUAGAGAAUGUUCUGAAAUAUUGUUACAGGGAAGCUAAAGCAAGAGCUGUGUUUUAUGGGAUGACUGGAUUCAGUGGCCAUGUUAUCAUAAUAUCAGUUUUAUAUUAUGGUGGUGUUAUGGUAUCAUCUCAUUCCCUAACUGUGGGUCAUCUAUCUUCAUUUCUCCUAUAUGCAGCCUAUAUUGGUAUAUCAGUGAGUGGCCUAUCUAGUUUUUAUUCAGACUUGAAUAAAUCUAUUGGAGCAGCAUCCAGAAUAUGGGAAAUUAUUGACAGACAACCCAUAAUUCCUAUGCAAGGAGGUGUAGUUCCUAUUCAUCCUCUGGAAGGACAUGUUGAAUUCAAAAAUGUUAAAUUCAGCUAUCCAUCAAGAACUGAUGUAGAAAUAUUCAAAAACUUAGUUUUAGACAUAAAACCGGGUCAAGCAUUAGCUGUAGUUGGUCCCAGUGGAUCUGGCAAAAGUACUUUGGCAGCUCUCUUGUUGAGAUUAUAUGAUCCUAACAUGGGAGCAGUAUUUUUAGAUAAUCAAAACAUCAAAGACCUUGAUCCAGCUUGGAUCAAAAAGCAUAUAGGUACUGUCAGUCAAGAACCUAUACUAUUUUCCUGCUCUAUAAGAGAAAAUAUCAUAUAUGGAGCUGAAGAGCCAGACAAAAUUACAGAAGAACAUUUCCUCAGAGUUUGCAAGGAAGCUAAUGUCUAUGAGUUUGUACAACAAUUACCUGAUGGGUUUGAAACUGUUGUGGGAGAAAGGGGUAUUAUGCUUAGUGGUGGACAGAAACAAAGAGUUGCCAUAGCUAGAGCUCUCAUCAAGGAUCCUAAAAUACUACUUCUCGAUGAAGCAACAAGUGCAUUAGAUGCCCAUUCAGAGCAUUUGGUGCAGGAAGCAUUAGAACGGGUAAUGAAAGGCAGAACUGUGUUGACAAUUGCUCAUCGACUUUCAACUAUACAGAAUGCAGAUGUUAUUGCUGUUUUACAAGAUGGAGAAAUUGUUGAGAAGGGGAAAUACCAAGAGCUAAUAAGUAGGGAUGGCCCCUUCAAGGAAUUAAUCAAGCAUCAAACCUUCCAAGAGAUUCAAGAAUGAUACUUAUUCCUACAGAGUGUAUAGAUUUUAUUUCUAUCAUCAUAGUUUAUUGAAAUAUAUGCGUUUUCUUGUG
Molecule: messenger RNA, 2202 nt
Organism: Phaedon cochleariae (mustard beetle)
Lineage: Eukaryota; Metazoa; Arthropoda; Insecta; Coleoptera; Chrysomelidae
Source: the annotation of a GenBank genome assembly